Tinamus guttatus (white-throated tinamou) is the source of this 1649-nucleotide messenger RNA. Lineage: Eukaryota; Metazoa; Chordata; Aves; Tinamiformes; Tinamidae. The record is from RefSeq and is a predicted model, not a curated record.
AACGACCCCGCGUACAGGAAAAACCCCACCCGCGACGCCACGGCCACGCUCAAGGCCUGGCUGCAGGAGCACCGCAAGAACCCCUACCCCACUAAGGGCGAGAAGAUCAUGCUGGCCAUCAUCACCAAGAUGACCCUCACCCAGGUCUCCACCUGGUUCGCCAACGCCCGCCGGCGCCUCAAGAAAGAGAACAAGAUGACCUGGGCCCCGCGGAACAAGAGCGAGGAUGAGGACGACGACGAAGGAGAUGGGGCGAGAAGUAAAGAAGAAAGCCCAGGAAAGAUGCCCGAGAGCAACGAAACCUCUGCCGAGGACGAAGGGAUCAGCCUGCAAGUGGACUCGCUCACGGACCACUCGUGCUCCGCGGAGUCGGACGGCGAGAAGUUGCCCUGCCGUGCGGGCGACCCCCUCUGCGAGUCGGGAUCGGAGUGCAAGGACAAGUACGAGGACGUCGAGGAGGAGGAGGAGGAGGAGGAAGAGGAGGACAUGGAGGAAGAGGAGGUAGGGCAAAGAAGAGAAGGAGGAGGAGGAGGCAGUAGAAGUCUGGGCCAUCCUCACGCCGACGCCGCGCGCAGCGGCAGCAAGGCCUCGCCCGGGCCCCCAGCCCCCGCCACCAAGCCCAAGCUCUGGUCGCUGGCCGAAAUAGCCACCUCGGACCUUAAAAGCCAGCACUUGGGCCCCAGCUGCCAGCCGCCGGCUCUGUCCUCGGCCACCCCCGCCUCCACCCCGCAUAGCGCUGCCUACUCGCCCUCCUCCCUCCUGGGGAGGCAUAUAUAUUACACCUCACCUUUUUAUAGCAAUUAUACAAACUAUGGGAACUUUAACGCACUCCAGAGCCAGGGAAUCCUGAGAUACAACUCCGCAGCAGUGGCUUCAAACGAGGGACUAAGUCAGACUGUCCUAAAUGCCAGCUCUGUUCACAAGCAGAGCAGUGACUCUUUGAAAACCAUCACUAACCAACUAGAACAGCAUUACAGGCCCUCUAGUUACGACUCUAAGAAAGAUCCCACUGAAGUCUGCACAGUAGGAGUACAACCGUACCUAUAGAAGUGCAAUCACACAGCAAUGCAAGUAGGUGUCACAAUUGCUUUGAAAUAAAGUCAGCAAGCCAUCAUCUCUCCCCGAGCUAAUAUAUAUAACAAAUCUCUAAAUGCGGAUCACAUCUUGUGCCACUGUAUAAAAGAAGACCACAGAGCACUAUUAAAUCUUCAAAGUCUAAUUAUUAAACCAGAAUUUUGUUGGACAUACGUGAGUUUGCUGGUAUAGUAUAGUUUCCCCAAUGUAUGUGUGACUUUUGAAAACAGAUCUGUUUUUCUCAGGAUAUCUUGAAUUGAUCACUCCAUUGCCACGAUAUAUAUUCGAUAGGUGUGAUAGGACUUAUUGUAAAAUUUAUUUGUAAAAGAUGUAUACAGUAGAGAUAAUAAAGACGUGAUUGGAAAACUUGAGUCCUUAUAAAGUGGAAACAAAUUUGAUAUUUAUUUUUGUAAUGAUAUAAAGCUUCUAGUAAUUUAUGCAAGUUGUAUUGCAAUGGAAUCUGAACUUUUUGUAAAUAAAUUUUGCCUGUUUUUUAUUUGAAACGUUGAUGGUUAUACAAUCUUUGGUUGUUUAAUGAGAAUUCUUUACUAAUUUAUAUCUCUAAUUGUAAAUAA